UAUAUCCAUAUCUGCAUAUACUAAGAUCCUCCAUGUCGCCCCACACCACUCUGCUUUUCCUGUAACCCGGCCGGCGCAAGAUUGUGCGAGCACAUGGGCUGCUCCUUGGAAAGUUGCAGCAAGCCAUCCGCCGCGCCGAGCCACCAGCUGCCCCAUGCGUCCGACGUAGACAAAUCAAUAGCUCGCCAUCGAAGGAAAAGCCCCCCCCUGCAGCUAUAGCGGUUGGCCGCUCGAUCGACAUACAUGGCCUUGCCCCGGCGCGCGCACGAUCGACAUGGAUGACACAGCCCCACGUAAAGCUAGCCCGGCCCGGCCCUUUUGGCGAACGUGAACCGCUGCUUUUCCGGCGCCGAUGAGCCGGUGCUGACUCAUCCCCCCUGCUACCUGCCUUUAAUUCGCUCCAGAUUUCAUCACCACGGAGCCUAUAAAACCUGCCCCUGCCUCCUUAGCUUACCCCUCCCUCGCUCUCUCAAGUCUCAAGCACAAGCACGCAGAGAGACUAGGAAGAAGGUACGAGUCAUCUCUAUGCCAGUCAGCAGCAGGGAAUUAAGAAGAAGCAUGAGGAAGUCGAGCGGCCAUGUGAUCGGGGUGCCAGUGACCUCCAAGGCAUACGCUUUAGAGGAGGCGGCCAAGGGCGCCGGGGCGUGUAACAAGGACGGAACCGAUCGUCUGGCCGUCUCGUUGACGCACCCAAGCCCCUACUCAUCUUUCGGCUACAAGCACAGUAGCAAGGGCCAGGUGAUCCAUUGGGUGAGCAAGCUGGGCAGACGGGCUCAGGGCUUCAGGGACCACGUGACGUUGGGGCCGAAGCUGUCGGAGACGGUGAAGGGGAAGCUGAGCCUGGGCGCGCGGAUCCUGCAGGCCGGCGGCGUGGAGCGGGUGUUCCGGCAGGCCUUCUCGGCGGAGAAAGGGGAGCGGCUGGUGAAGGCCCACCAGUGCUACCUCUACACGACGGGCGGGCCCAUCGCCGGGAUGCUCUUCGUCUCCACGCGGAAGAUCGCCUUCCGCAGCGACCGGUCCCUGACGGUCACCUCCCCCGCGGGUGACGUCGCCAGGGUGCCCUACAAGGUGGUGGUGCCGCUGAGGAGGAUCAAGAGGGUGAAGCCCAGCGAGAGCGCCGAGGACCCGGGCCAGAAGUACAUCCACGUGGCCACCGUCGACGGCUUCGAGUUCUGGUUCAUGGGCUUCGUCAGCUACCAGCGGUGCUGCAAGUACAUGCAGCAGGUGAUCUCCGACUCCGAGCUGUGAAUUCAUGCGCGCGCGCGUGCGUCUGAGCGUCUCGUAAUGCAACGUCUUGUUGGAGCUAGCCAGCGCGCGCAGCUAGCCCUGGAUUAAGGAACUUUGCUCCACCAUUUUUUUUGAUGAUGAGAGCAUGUUUCUUGCGAUUUGGAUUGGCGGAUGUGGGUAUUAAUUGCAGUUUCUGUUUGUAGGACCAGGGAACUUGGUUUUACUGAAUGAAAAUAUUUAGCUUCUUUGCAUUAUGAUGAGAAUGCAUGUAUGUGUCUCUCUGAAAUUACUACUACUUUCGUUCUUAAAUAGAAUAUGUUAUAUCUC
Molecule: messenger RNA, 1554 nt
Organism: Brachypodium distachyon (stiff brome)
Lineage: Eukaryota; Viridiplantae; Streptophyta; Magnoliopsida; Poales; Poaceae
Product: GEM-like protein 4
Exons: 3
Coding region: 526-1248 (240 amino acids)
Source: RefSeq, a predicted model, not a curated record